AUGUCCGUUCAGAUUGGAGAACGUGAAGUCUUCGGACAUCUCCAAGAUAUCGAAGCAACUUGGAAAAAGAUAUACAAUGACUCUCGCAUAAGCGAUGUGGUCAACAAGAUCAGAAACUUUGUAUCGGAUGGGCCCUUCUUAGCAGUUGUAGUAGGCUCUGGGGCAGAGUCUAAGCCUGUUGUAUUUGCCGUCCUGCCGCUUGUCGGACAAACCCAGGCUGGCCGUGUCCUGCAAGCAAUCGAAGAAACAACUUCCGGUAGACCUACCUCUAUUGCCACCGUGCUUACUGUCUUGCAAUCCCUUGGUGCCACGUCCAUUCCUGGCAUGGUUGUUGGCACAGCUGUUUCAGGAGCCAUAAAUACAGCCAAACUCCUGAACAAACACAAACAAGGCGAGACCCCAGAUGCAGCCAUCCCCGAGACAGAGUCCCUGGCUACCGCGUGUAACGCAUCCGAAACGACACGGUUGGUCAAUGAAACUGAUAGAGGGGGCAUUCAAGAUGAGCGCAUUAAUCCUGGUUCACGGGGAUAUUCGGAUAGUUACAAGUCUCCUUCUGAUGAGGUCGGCCCAAUUAUACGCAGGACCGUAUCAAAGGACAAAACACCUCAAGAGGAACCUCAGACCAUCUUAUCUGGUAUAGAGUCAUUAGCCCAUAGAGAAGCCGAAAAACUUCGAUGCUGGUACAAGGUUGUUGUCAAUAAUUUUCGGAACACUCAGAGUCCCUUCAAAGCAAAGCUAUAG
This is a messenger RNA of Rhizoctonia solani, 741 nucleotides long. RefSeq lists its product as uncharacterized. The record is from RefSeq and is a predicted model, not a curated record. The coding region runs from base 1 to 741 and encodes 246 amino acids. Lineage: Eukaryota; Fungi; Basidiomycota; Agaricomycetes; Cantharellales; Ceratobasidiaceae. The transcript has 3 exons.